Messenger RNA from Acytostelium subglobosum LB1, 1401 nucleotides. RefSeq lists its product as hypothetical. Bases 1 to 1401 code for a protein of 466 amino acids. The record is from RefSeq and is a predicted model, not a curated record. NCBI's taxonomy places the organism in Eukaryota, Evosea, Eumycetozoa, Acytosteliales, Acytosteliaceae. The transcript has a single exon.
AUGUUGGUAUCAGGCCGCGCCAACAACAAUAGUAGUAGCAAAGAUAGAAUGGGCAUCAAGGUAUCGAAGGAACAAUGCGAGAACAAGUACUUGGACAAUAUUAUAAAGGUGGCCGAUCUGCCUAAUAAGGAGCUUCGAUUCCAGAAUAAGAAACUAAAGAAGCUAAAGCGUUCAAAGUCAUGGACUAAUAUUGCACGACAUGGCAAGGCCAGUGGCAGUGGCAAGGGCAAUGGCAAGGUUAGUGGCGGCGGCGACUCAAACAACACACACUCAAGUCUGUCCACAUCCUCGUCCACAUCAUCAUUAUCAUCGAUAUUGGCAACAACAGCUGGCAACGGCAACUCAACUUUACACACGGCCAGCAUUGAGAUAUCAUCGGCGCAACAACUUAUAAAUCAACAACAACGUUGUAUGGCGACAAGGACAGACUCGUCGGCAUCAUUCUCGACGACGACAACGACCACAUCAACAUCUGCAUUCAUUCAAAGCGUGAGCAACAACGAUACAUCAGAGACGUUGUUGACGGGCUUCUCACAUCUGCCCGACAUUGUUCAGGCCAGGAUCAUCAAGAUGGCCGUCGGGUCGAUAUUCCCCACGCGCCACUUCUCCAACACGUCCGCCGUGUGCCGAGCAUGGUGGCGCAUGGCGUUCAAGUCGAUCAGCACGCUCUACUACCACUUCCCCUACAUUUACGAACGCGACCGCGACAUCCGGCGCUGCAAGCUGAUGGCACGCUGGCUGUCGGCCACCAACCACUACGACAUGGAGAACCAAAUCACGACCGCCAGCCUGGGCUUUGGCUUUGACACGUCGGGCUUCUGCAUGCUAUACACGCCUCUGCUGCAGUGUCGCACGCUCAAGAACGUGCGCGUCACCUUCUACCAGAAGCAGGUGUCGACCGAGCGCAUCAAGGCCAUCUGCGACCUGGUGGCCACAAACACCAACAUCAAGCGACUUGACAUGUCGCGCAACUCCUGUCCGAAGCAGGCCAUCCACCCGCUGGCUCAGGUGCUCAAUGAUGGUGUCACCUGUCUGCGCGAGCUCAUCUGGCGCGACUCUCUGCUGGACAGCCAGCACUUCGCCGGCCUGAUGGAGGGCAUUGUGCGCUCGCAGAUCUCGCACAUCAACUUCUCGGGCAACAGCAUCGACUCGUACGACGAUCAGCGCAUGUCCACCAUCAUUUCACUCAUUUCCCAGCCGUCUAAGCUGGUCUCUGUCGACCUGUCCCACAACUUCCUCGGGCUGCCGGCCAUCGAACGACUGAUCGUCGCAUGUCGCAAGACGAAUCGCAUCAGACGUCUCAAGUUGGUUGGCAACACCAUCUCUGAGGAGGAGGCUAACGAGCUCCGAUACAACUUGGAGAAGCGAUCCUCUUCUGAGAAGUUGAAGGUAGUCAUAUGA